Molecule: messenger RNA, 1476 nt
Organism: Podospora anserina S mat+
Lineage: Eukaryota; Fungi; Ascomycota; Sordariomycetes; Sordariales; Podosporaceae
Exons: 5
Coding region: 1-1476 (491 amino acids)
Molecular function (GO): iron-sulfur cluster binding; catalytic activity
Source: RefSeq, a predicted model, not a curated record
AUGGUGUCCUUGCUGUCUCGCCACGGGCCUUCCGUCUGCCUCCGCGCCCCUGCCUUGGCUCGCACAGUCACAGCAGUGCCCCAUCGCCAGGCCCAAGUCGCCGAUGUAGGCAAAGGCCUUGAGACUACCACCAGCAGAAUUCCCCUCUUUAUGAACAGAAAGAGUGCGGCCAAGAGCACGACUCCUGCUCCAAUCGUACGCCCCGUUGCCACCGCGCUUCCCCAAGACAGGGAUGAGUUCUGGCGCGAGGUACCUGUUUGGGAGAAUGUGUCGGCCAAGGACUUUCUCUCAUAUCGUUGGAGCGUAACCAAGCUGUUCAAGUUUCUGCAGGCUGUCGUCCCGGAAGAAGUGCCUCUGAAUGAGCUGGGCACGCAGAUGCAGUCUCGCGAUGAGUUCAUCGCGGAUGUUAUGGAGGGUGUGGCUGCUGCAACGAUGGCCAUACGAAUGACUCCGUACAUCUUGAGUCGGGUCAACUGGGAGAACCCCCGGCACGACCCCAUCAUUCGCCAGUUUCUUCCUCUCAAGUCGGUGCUCAUUCCCGAUCAUCCCAAGUUGGCGCUUGACUCGCUUCACGAGGAGGCCGACUCCCCCGUCAAGGGCCUUGUUCAUCGGUAUAGCGACAAGGCCCUCUUCCUGCCAACCUCGGUGUGCCCAACUUAUUGCAUGUUCUGCACGCGGUCCUACGCUGUGGGAGCCGAUACGGACACUGUCACCAAGGCAUCUCUGAAGCCGACCCGCAGGAGAUGGGAGGAGGCCUUCGCGUACAUCGAGAACACGCCCGCCCUGCAGGAUAUUGUCGUCUCUGGAGGCGACUCUUACUACCUGCAACCGGAUCAGCUCAGAAUGAUUGGCGACAGGCUGAUUGGCAUGCCCAACAUCAAGCGCUUCCGCUUUGCCUCCAAGGGACUGGCGGUAGCCCCGAGCCGUAUCCUGGACGAGUCGGACGGUUGGGUCAAUGCCCUCAUCGACAUAUCCAACAAGGCCAAGAAGGCUGGAAAAGCUGUUGCCUGGCACACUCACUUCAACCACCCCAACGAGAUCUCGUGGAUCAGCAAAGAUGCUAGUCAGAAGUUGUUUGAGGAAGGCGUCAUGGUCCGAAACCAGACAGUGCUUCUGCGGGGCGUGAACGACGAUGUCGACACUAUGUCGAAGCUGAUCCGUGAUCUUGCCGACAACAAGGUCUUCCCUUAUUAUGUCUACCAGUGCGACAUGGUGGAGAGAGUUGAGCAUCUGCGGACACCCCUGCAGACCAUUCUCGACCUCGAGGCCCGCAUCCGCGGCUCCAUCGCGGGUUUCAUGAUGCCUCAGUUCGUCGUCGAUCUUCCUGCCGGCGGUGGUAAGCGUUUGGCCUGCUCGUACGAGUCAUAUGACCCCAAGACAGGGCUAUCGACUUACAUGGCUCCGGCUGUGACGGGCCGCGACAAGGAGAACAAGGUCUACGAGUACUACGACCCCAUCGACACUCUCCCCAACUAA